UACACACGGGUGCUGCUGUGUGAGCUGCUUGAGUGCUGCUGUGCUGUGGCGUGUCAUGUAAUGUGUCCUGUAUGGGCUGUGCAGGGAGCUGUGCGCUGGGAGGACAGAAAGCUGGACAUACCAGGAGGACCAUGCAUCUGACUGAGCCUGCUGGGGGUGAGCGUCAUGUAUUUCAUGAGAAAGUGCUGAGGAAGAAGAGACUGUGUGCAGCCUGCAGUGAGCCUGUCAUAUCGCAAGGGAGCGUCUGCAAAGUGUGCAAGAUUACAAGUCACAAGAAAUGUGAAGGGAAGGUGCCUGCUGGCUGCAGCUCACCACCACCUGCUGAUAUGAGGCGAAGAACAGCUCCAGGGCCCAGCAUCCAGCACAUGGGUUCUACAAAAUCUCUUAACCUCAAGCAGCGGAGUUCUUUACCAAGGAGUUUUAGUCUGGACCAAGUUAUUCAGCGUAGCUAUGACUUGGACCUGACGUAUAUAACGGAACGAAUUAUCAGCGUCUUUUUCCCCACAAACCUAGAGGAACAGCGAUACCGCAGCACGGUUCGAGAAGUGGCAAACAUGCUAAGGUCCAAGCAUGAAGAUAAAUAUCUGCUUUUUAACUUAUCAAAGAAGAGACUUGAUAUCACCAGACUCAAUCCUAAGGUACAGGACUUCUUCUGGCCUGACUGCCAUGCUCCUUCACUGGACAUUAUCUGCUCCAUCUGUAAAGCCAUGGAGACCUGGCUGAACACAGACCCGCAACAUGUAGUGGUUUUUCAUUGCAAGGGAAAUCAGGGGAAGACUGGAGUUGUCAUUGCAUCCUUCAUGCACUACAGCAAGGUGUCUGCCAGUGUUGAUCAGGCUCUCAGCACUCUCGCUAUGAGGAAAUUUUGUGAAGAUAAGGUCUCUGCCUCUCUGCACCCAUCUCAGCGCAGGUAUAUAAAUUAUUUUGGAGGUUUGCUGUCUGGAAACAUAAAGAUUAGCAGUGACAUGCUCUCCCUAGAGUGUGUACUAUUGCCAGUUAUCCCUGGACUGCAAGCAGGAGAAGGAUUUCGCCCCUUCUUGAAGAUCUACCAGUCCAUGCAGCUUGUCUAUACAUCAGGCAUCUAUCUGAGUCUUGGAGAUUCAUCUACCCAAAGGCGUCAGAUCUGCAUAAGUUUGGAGCCUGCACUUCUGUUAAAAGGAGACAUAAUGGUGAAGUGUUAUCAUAAGCAAUGCAAGCCCCACGAGAGAGAAGUUCUCUUCAGGCUUCAGUUCCAUACAUGCACUGUUCACAACACGCACCUGUGCUUCAGUAAGGACCAGCUGGAUUGUGCCUGCACAGAUGAAAGGUUUCCUGAUGAUGCUGCUGUGGAAUUUAUAUUUUCUUCUGGUCAUGAAAAAUUGAAAGGUCUGGAGAUGUUGAAAAAAGAUGCUGGCAUUUCAGUAGAUUAUGACAUCACUGAUCCGCUUGUUCGAUUUGAUUCAUAUGAAAACCUCAAUGUGAACCACGAGGACAGCUCGGAAGAUUUCAGUCAUACUCGUGGGCCGUUAGAUGGAAGUCUUUAUGCUCGUGUGAAGAAGAAGAGCACCCCUUUGACAUCCAGUAAUGGGAGCCCAGAGCAGCAUGGCCGCCUCUUGUCAGUCAGCAGUGAUUCUGGCCACUCCUCAGCUCCGACUGAGAAGUUGGAAGAAACACCACAAAAACCACUACCCACAGCAGCUGAGCAGGAAGACUUGGAAAGGCUUUUAGGUGGAUUUGGGGUAGCUGUAAAGCAUGAGGGAGAGUCACAGUACUCUCAGGUAUUAAAACUUGAGGAACUACCCCAAAAUGGAAAUCAGAGACAGAUUAUGGAUGGAAGACCACAGAAUUUACAGCAUCACCUUCAUCAGGAUGGAACACACCAAAACACCAAGACAAAUAUGAAUGGACAAGCAAAACCUCAGUGUUUGCCAACUUGGUUAUUAAUGCAUGAAGACAGAACAUCUCAAUGUUUACCUUUGGCCGCCACAUCCUGGGAAGGACAAAGAGAUACAUCUUGUGAGGCACAAUGGGAUGGCCAGAGGGAACGUGAGGCAGCCAUACUAGAGGAAGAAAUAGGGCAGUUUGGUGGACUUCCAGUGUACGCAGCAAGGAAACCUAUGUUAUCUAGACACUGUUCCUGUAGGUUAGGGUGUGCAGCUCCUACUGUUGAAGGAUCUUACUUUAGACCUGAGGGUAUGCUUGAAACUCGAGGACUGUCAGGGCCAGGUGCUGUGCUGCAAGCUACCCAUUUCCCUGGGAUUUAUGGAGAGCAGGAUAGAAGGAGAUUAAUUCGCUCUUUGUCUGAGGGGCCACACCAUUAUCCAACCCAGCCACAGAGUCCACCAAAGAGAGGCAGCCUGAGGGAAAACCGUCAAUAUGUAUACCAACCUAAUCCACCCCAUGAGCCCGUUUUGCCUUCACAAUGUCUCUGCCCUCAUUGCCAGAGCUCAGCAUGCUACUCUCUUCCAAAUAUAUGGACAUUGGAAGGAAAUAAAAUGCCUCCAGUACAACCUUUUCAUCAUGGUGAACUUUCUAUGCAUUAUGGACAAAAUAUCUUACCCAGCCAUGAUAGUCGAACACCUUUCAAAGUACCCCAGGCAAAGAUGAAUUAUGGGUACCCAAUUUCUCAUGGGGAAGAAAUUGUGAACUUUAACCCUUUCACAGAGGGUGGUUAUGGGCAUGCAUACCCUCAAUUCCUGCACCCUUCUUAUCUUCCUCCAAUGUGUCCAUCCAAUGGUUAUGGUUCCCAUACUUUUUCUACGUGUGUCCCCCCAUAUGGUCCUGCUGGGGGUCAUUCUCCUCCUCCUGGCGCUGUAUCUCCUAUAAUUCCCUUUAGUUCUGCGGCUAGAAGAAUGAGUGGUGAUGACGUAUCUGUAGACAGUUCAGGGGAACACACACCCGUACAACAACAUCAGCAAGAGCUCAGCAACAGUGUCACUCAAGAGAUUACACAGAAGAGUAGAGAGACAACUCCAGCUAUCAGUGCAUCUGCCAGUGUACAAACCAACUCUAUAGUACAUGGACAAAGUCCCCUGCACACAAGCACUCCUCUGAACACUCAGGGCCAUGCACAUACACAGAACCCAGUACACACCAAUAAUCCAAUGCAAACAAAGGAUCUCACUUAUCCCCAAAACUACAUGCACACAAGUACUCCAAUAAGCACUUAUGGAAAAACUGUACAAACACACAGCACAGUACACAUGCAGAGUUCACCUGUACAAACAUAUGGUCUUGCACAAACACAGAGUCUACCUGUGCAAGUACAUAGUCCUGGAUACCAUGACAAUCCAGCUGUACAGGGCCAUAGUUUUAGGCACACACAAAGUCCACCUGUACAAAUGAAUAGUACUAGUAACGCAGAAACUACAGCUGUACCAUCAUAUAAUAUUAGAUACACAAAACCUUGUAACUUAGAGCACACAGAGAAUCAUGUUGUACUUUCCUAUAGUCCAGUGCACUCACAAAGUCAGAUAGUUAAUUCCCAUAGCCUUGGGCAUACACCAAGUCCACUUGUGCAAUCACAUGGUCUUGGCCAUGAUCAUAGUCCACCAGCACAAUCCCAUAAUCAUCUGCAUUCACAAAGGCCACCCAUGCAAUUCUGCUCACAAGGUUUACCUACACAAGGACAAAUUGUUGGGCAAACACAUAGUUACCCCUUGCAGUCCUAUAAUCAUAUGACUACACAGAAUCCUCCUACACAUGGUCAUAGUCCUGGGCACACACAAAGUUCACCUGUGCAGUCUUACAGUCCAGGGCAUACACAAAGUCCACCUGGGCAGUCUCACAGUCCUAUGCACACACAGAAUACACCUGUGCAGUCUCACAGUCCUGUGCACACACAGAAUACACAUGUGCAGUCUCACAGUCCUGUGCACACACAGAAUACACAUGUGCAGUCUCAUAUUCCUGUGCACACGCAGAAUACACCUGUGCAGUCUCACAGUCCUGUGCACACACAGAAUACACCUUUGCAGUCUCACAGUCCUGUGCACACACAGAAUACACAUGUGCAGUCUCACAGUCCUGUGCACACACAGAAUACAUAUGUGCAGUCUCACAGUCCUGUGCACACACAGAAUAUGCUUGUGCAGUCUCACAAUCCUGGGCAACAAGGCACACUUGUGCAAUCUAACAGACUUGGGCACAAACAGAUUCCAUUUGUGCAACCUCAUAGUUCUGGGCACUCAGUAAAUCCACUUGUGCAAUCCCUAAGCCCCCAGCACACACAUGCCUCUCUACCCAUGCUGACAAACCACGUUCCACAACAACAAAAUACAUCUGUGCAAUUGCACAGUGCUAUAAAUACACAAUAUCCAGAUGCUAAAAAUGAUUCACCUACACAGAAAAACAGUCCCACAAACACACAAUGUCCAGCCAUGCAAACCAAUAGCCAAGUGCAUACCAAGGGCUCUGCAAUACAAACCUACAGCUCUGAGAAUAUACCAAGCACAACUGUACAAGGACAACAUCGUAUACUGACACGUGAAAUACCUGUGCAAGUGCAUAGCGUUGUGCCAGCACACAGCUCUAGUGUACACCCACAAAAUCUGGCUGUUCAGACAGGAAUUCCAUGUCACUCACAGACUUUACCUGAAGCAAAUAGCUCUCAGCAAAUAUCAGACAAAUCUCAAAUCACUGUGAGCAAUGGUGCCCCAUGUGUGCACACGCAGAGUCAGCUGGUGCAGACAGACUGCACUGUGCACACACAAAGCCCUCCUAUACAAACACAUGUCUCUAUUCAAACACAGAGGCAAAUACACAAAAGCGAGCAACCAAAUUACAACCAAGGACUAUCUGUUCAAAACCAGAGGACUGUGCAUACACAGGGUCUCUAUGUGCACACAUCUGACCCUGCUGGUACUGAGAGGUCUGGAUUUACACUUCCUCAAGCAAAUGUUACCACUACUGCUAGUCAAGAAAUGUCACCACACCCAGUUAUCCCACAAACACCUUCACCACCGUAUGCAACUCAUGUUGCCCAACCACAAGUAGCAGCACCUGAAACAAAUUUGUUCGAGGCAUCCAAGGUUCAGACCUCAUCUGAGCAGAGAAAUUGCAACCCCAAUGUCCAAUCACCACCCUCUCCUAACAUUCCUCUUGUACCAAUAAAUGCAAUGACUCUACAAAAGAGAAAUGUCACUCUUUCUCUUCCCACCAUGCCUAUAAAUGGGAUUGGCAGUGAAGCACCAGGACCAACCAGUCCCCAACGGUCACCAAUGGGAAGCCAGUGCGACCUUUUGCCACCAUCUCCAACACCUUUGUUUCCCAUCAGUACUGCCUAUUAUACAGGCAGCCCCUGUCCUCCAAAUCUACAGCCCCCUAGUCUGCCUGAGAAGACCCACACUUUAUCCAGAGGGGAAAAAAACAGGACUCUUAGCCAUCCAAAUGGUCACUCUGAGAGCAGCCAAAGAACUGUAGGACCCACAGAUGGGCAGCAGGAUACUCCUCUGAUAGGCAACUUUGUGCAAGAUUCUUCCAAGUUCUGGUAUAAGCCAAACAUCUCCCGGGAGCAAGCUAUUGUACUACUGAGAGGUGCAGAACCUGGCUCCUUCCUAAUUCGGGACAGUAACUCUUUCCGCGGGGCGUACGGUUUGGCACUGAAGGUAUCCAGCCCUCCUCCAAACAUUGUGACACAGGCAUGCAAAGGAGACCCUGCAGAGCAGCUUGUUCGUCAUUUUCUUAUUGAGACUGGACCAAAAGGAGUGAAAAUUAAAGGCUCACCGAUCGAGCCCUACUUUGGAAGCUUAUCCGCUCUGGUGUCUCAGCACUCAGUAACUCCACUUUCUUUGCCAUGCAGACUGCGUAUACCCAGCAAAGAUCUGACUGAACAAAGUUCAGCAGUCGUGGUUCCUACAAACCUGAGUACAGCAGCUGAUUUACUGCGGCAAGGAGCAGCCUGCAGCGUCCUGUAUCUUGGCUCUGUAGACACAGAAUCUCUGACUGGCCCCCAGGCCAUUUCCAGGGCUUCCACUGCCAUCUUGACUCCUCCCAGAUCUAAUGCAACUACUGUCCAUUUCAAGGUGACUGACCAGGGCAUCACACUUACAGACAGUCAGCGCAAAGUGUUCUUCAGACGUCAUUAUACUGUCUCCAGUGUGACAUUCUGCAGCGCUGACCCACAGGAUCGCAGGUGGACCAAUCCAGAUAACACAACCUCAAAGGUGUUUGGAUUUGUGGCUCGGAAGACAGGCACCACAGCAGAAAAUGUCUGUCACCUCUUUGCAGAACUUGAUCCUGAACAACCAGCAUCAGCCAUUGUCAACUUUAUUACUAAAGUCAUGCUGGGCACACAUAGGAGAUGAAGUGCAGCACAGUCACAGAAAGUUGGUUGGUGGUGUCUAUAUGAAGAAUGUGUAAACGGCUCUCAUGCAUUAUUAAAGAAAAUGAGGAUUAUCCAUGGAGUAGUUAUAGAAGAACUCAGCAAGUCUCCCAUAAAAGCGGUCAGUUUCAGACUGUGAAUUAAGUGUCUUAAUGGCAGUGUUAUUGCACGUGUGAGACUUCCUUGUUUAAUGCACCCUAGAUGUGCUAGCCGCAUUGUGAAGUUGAAAAAGGUGCAAUUCAAUCCUCUUGGGAAGCUACAGUGUGGGAUGGUUGAGGUAUUAUACUGCAUCACAACAUCCAUUUAAAAGAACAAGUUCAGAAGACCGAGGCUUUUAACUGUUAUUUUUUUUUUCCUUUUUAAGAAUAUGUAGGAGCACGCCAUUGUGUUUUCUCCAAAAUGAAAUCUUUGAUCACCUAGUAAACUCUAGAUUUUAAUUUUACAAGAAGUUAUGGUGCCAGAAUGUCUAUUAAUGUUACCCAAGCUUAUAAAGGUCCAAAUGUAAAGCAAUGCAAUCAAAAACACUCAGAAAUGAAGUUCUCAUUGCAAAAAGUAAUUACUCAAUAAAUAGGCAUCAUAAUUAUAAGGUGCAGUAUGUUCUGGGGCACAUAAACAGUAUAUUUGGACUAUGUAUUAUAGAGAGGUGAACUAUCAAUAUUUUACCUUUAGUAAUAUAGGGUCCUGGAAGUUAAAGACUGUAAAGAACCUGCUCACUAUAAAAUAUAUUUGUACGGCUCUUGCCUAGGAAAUAAUGAAACUUUAUAUAAAUUAUAAACUUUCAGAGCUUAUAUUUGCCCUCAACCCCUCUACCAUGUACACUAAUUUUGUCACACAUAAGAAACAUAAUGUAAUACAGUAGUAGAAGCCAUACUUACAUUUUUCAUAAAAUAAUUCUUAAGCUUGGUCCAUGUCAUGAUCAGGAUUAAGCCACUUGGCUUUGAAAAAAAUGUUUAAUAAAGAAAAUUUAACGACAUAAGAAACGUUUUAUAGCUAAGUGCAAUACACAGAAACAACUGUGUACAUUCUUAUAGUAUUGAGCACAUAACAUGCUCAUAAUAACAUCUGCAGAUAUUGAUGGGUUUUACUACAGCUCUGCCCUUUCUAUUUCUUUUGAAGACAGAAAAGCAAAGCACUAGAUAUAAAUUUAUAUUUCUAAAAACCAUUAAGGCCUACAAUUCAUGUACUAUUGUUACUAGGUAUUUCUCCCCUAAAAUAUAUUAAAUACAUAAAACAAAUUUCAACUAGUCCAAGACUAAUAUGAUAUUGCAGCAGACUAGUAAAUUCUCUGGUGUAGCCAGUAUACUUUUUAUGCUCUCUUAUCAGGCAGAAUUUACAUUUUAUUCUCAAGUAGCGAUGGUUUUCUCAACCUUAAUUAUAUUAGAAUAUAUUACAAAUUAAAUUGAUACAAGGAAAAGAUAACAUACUUCUCUCUCAUGAAAGACACAAGCAUUUAAUAUGUCUUUGCUGUGCAUGAGAAGUGAUUUCUUCUUCUUUAAGAUUUGGAAAUAUAGGGAGAAUAUAUAUAUUAAAGUUUAUUUAGACUGUAAUGAAUCCUAAAGUUAGAGUAUCUAUGUUGUAUACAUAUUUUUAUUAAUCCAACAUGCUUACACCGACCUAUAUUCAGGACAUAUGUCUCCAACUCUUUAGCACCUAUUAUAAAACAAUAGGCUAUUUAUAAUCAUAUAUGUGGUUAUUUGUAAUAUCAAUAAUUUAGUUAACAUUGUAAAGUGAAACUGUGCAGCUGGUAUAGUAAUAUUAACGUUUGGUAAAGUCCAUAGCUUGAUUUCGGAAUAUGUAAGAUUUCCUGUAAUAAGAUUUAUACAACAAAAGUAAUUACUUCAUCAAUAAUAGAUUUUGUUAGCCACCAUUUUAAAGAAAUGCAGUAGCUCAGAUGGCUUAUUAAUAGCUCUAUGUCGUGUUGCAGCCAUAUUAUAUUAAAGGGACAUAAUUAUAGUAUGUAGUAGCAAUUAAGCACUGUUGAUUUUUUGUAAAUGAAUGGGCUAACCAAUCACUGUGUAGGUAGUUGCAGGUUCAGGUAAAUUUACCAUUACGUAGGUAUAAUAGAGGCACUACAGCCUCUCUGAGAGGAACAAACAUUUAUUUCUGCAAUGAUAUCGUUUCCUACAUGUUUUUAAAGGAAAUUAAAUGUUGAGCUUUAUGUCCCUUUAAAUAUCUGUUAGUAAAGUAUAAAAAUAACACCCAAAUGAAUUUAAUAAUCCUGGCUAUGUUAUAUAGGUACCAAGUGUUAUCUAGAGAUGUGCAUUGAUGCGGAAGGUGGGUGAUCGUAGCAUUUGGCUCUUUUGGAGCCCGAUUUAUUCUUGUGAAGGUGCAACAUAUUAAAUCCACGAGCGGCCUCCUUCUGCAUUUGGUAGUGAACGAAACUGCAAAAUACACAUCUAGCACCAUCCCUAUAUAAUAAGAUAAAAUCUCUGGUGCCCCUCCCCCCCACUGUCACAGUAGCCCUAAUUGCUACUGUUCCCGCUGUUAACCAAUAAUGCAAAUACCACCAACUCACAGACCCCUAUCUUCAACCCCCUAAUGCAAUUAAUCUGUUAAACCCCUAGCACAUAAUCCCCAACAAUCCAAUCUGAAAGAACCCACCACAAUUUAACCUCCUCCCCUACAUUCCCCUGUACCUUACCACACUACCUAGAUACCCCAACACCUAAAUGUGAACAUCACCACUACAUAAAAAUUAGCACUCAUGGUAUUACCUACAAGACCGUUUGACUGCUGCUAUUAAAAGAAAGACAAGUUUGUGUACUUUACCUACCUUAAUCCUUGUUCCUUAAUUGUCCCUUGUAGUAUGUCUGGUCCAAGUUAGUAGGCAUGGGCAGAAUUUCAUUACUCAUCAUUCAUUAAAACAAAUACUGAAUAUGGUCACAGGAGGCAGAAUUCAAAUGUUUUUAGCACUAAAAUGUAUUAGUGUAAUACACAAAUGUCUAGAUUUGUGAAGAUAAUUGUUUGUUGCACUAUUACACUAAUAAAUCCAAUGCCAUAAUAAAUAGUAAGCUGCGGUUGUGUGUUUAGUAAAUGAAUAAAUUACAAAACCCUGCUAAUGCCUACUUUAGUCUCUCCUUUUGUAGCAAAUUUUCAAGUAAUGGUUUUAACCAAUCAUGAUUGAGAUUUCUCAUGUGUCUCUUUAAACAAUAAUGAAAUCAGCAAGGCUUCUGUGUGCACAUGGUAAUAUAGGUCAUUGGGACCUCUAAUAUUAGUGUUCUAUUAAUGUACAAAUGAUAUAACAGAGUUAAAUAUCUUGUAUUAUGUGGUAGAGCCACAUACCCAAUAUAUGUUCAGGGUGGCUCCUGACCCAAUCACUGAUCUCAGUGUGUGCUGGGUCAGAAAGCAACAUUGAACAAAAUGCUCUAUGGAUUACAUGGUUUUUUUUUUACUUACCUCCCUUAAAUAUAGUUGAUUAGCCAAUAAAUGGCCCAAAAAACUAGACAUGGGCAAAAAUUGUAAUGUGGCCACAAGCAGUAGCAUUCCGCUAUUUUCACCUCUGGAUAUAUAAGUGGGAAAGUGCAAAACACAAAUCUGUGCAAAUCCAGAUGUUGAUGUGUUAAACUUUCACUCCAUUAUAUCUGGCACCAAAAAUAGCCGAAUGUCGCUGCCUGUGCCCAUGUUCGAUAUUUGAUUAGCAAAGCGUCAAAUUACGAAUUUUCACCUGCGUCUAGUGUAAACUCUAACGAAGCUUGGUGUUAUACUGUGGGUCAGUUAUAGGCUGAUCCAAAUAAAUAAAUCAAUCAGAAGUGUAUGGUAUUAGUUACUUAGUUAAAUUAACUUUAAAAGUGCUGUAAAAAAAGUCAGUCAGAUAAACUAGAUAAGCCUGAUCUAGAAGAAUGAUCGCGACAACUAUGAAUGUAGUCAGCAAAAUUCCCAAAAAUAAAACUUCUAAAGCACAUUAUUAAAAUGCAACAGUCACAGCUUAAAUUAUUUUAUUGCAAAUAGUCAUUUUGCUGUUAUACAAUUUAAAUAUAUUUUUGAUGGAAAGAGACAUGGAGCAUGAUGCCCCUUGUUUCCAGAAGUUAUGAAGCAGUGGUCUAAAGAACGCUGCUCCAUAACUUGUCUGCCUGCUCCGAGGCCGCGGAUAGAAAUCAACCUGAUCGAAUACGAUCAGGUUGAUUGACACCCCCUGCUAGUGGGCGAUUGGCCGCAAAUCUGCAGGGGGCGGCAUCGCACCAGCAGUUUACAGGAACUGCUGGUACAAUGAUAAAUGCCGACAGCGUAUGCUGGCAGCAUUUAUCGAUGUGCGGCGGGCAUGAUACGCUUCUUCGUAUCAUUCUGCUAGCACAUUGAUAAAUAUGCCCCUUAAUGCAUUUAUAUUAGGGACUAAUUAAAUUAGAUUAAAAAAACUAGAGCAUAACAAAUGGUUUUCUAUUGACAAAAUUAGGUAAAGUAAACCCUGCACCAUAAUUAGUCAAGUUACAGGCUAUUAAAACGGAAUUUUUAGACACAAACAACCUAACACAAUGAUGUGAUAGUGAAUACAUGCAAAUUUUAUUUUUUGUGCCAAUACCUAGGAACUUUCUACAGAGAAAAAAAUGAUAUAAUAUAUAAACAUAUUUAAUAUAUAUAUGCAAAUAAACGUGCCAGAAUCACUUGUGCUUUUAUAAAGUCAGUUUUUACAACUUGAUUUUUAAUAUAUUUUUUGAGCAAGCUUGGUAAAUAUAUUUUAUGAAAAAGUGUUUCUUAUGUAAAUUGCAAUUGUCAAUAAAAACACUUAUCAAACAGCA
This is a messenger RNA of Bombina bombina (fire-bellied toad), 11034 nucleotides long. RefSeq names its product tensin 2 (gene TNS2). Gene Ontology annotation, biological process: peptidyl-tyrosine dephosphorylation. The transcript is spliced from 29 exons. NCBI's taxonomy places the organism in Eukaryota, Metazoa, Chordata, Amphibia, Anura, Bombinatoridae. Gene Ontology annotation, molecular function: protein binding; protein tyrosine phosphatase activity. Bases 72 to 6284 code for a protein of 2070 amino acids. The record is from RefSeq and is a predicted model, not a curated record.